Rhododendron vialii is the source of this 1984-nucleotide messenger RNA. RefSeq lists its product as uncharacterized. The record is from RefSeq and is a predicted model, not a curated record. The coding region runs from base 1 to 1932 and encodes 643 amino acids. NCBI's taxonomy places the organism in Eukaryota, Viridiplantae, Streptophyta, Magnoliopsida, Ericales, Ericaceae. Gene Ontology annotation, biological process: regulation of DNA-templated transcription. The transcript has 5 exons.
AUGGACUGGAUGUUUCAAGUUAACAAUGGCCCUCAGUUUUCGUGCUCAUUAUCAAAAGUCGCUUUGGCUGCUCUCUUUUACCAUGUCUGGAGUGAAAGAAAUGGCAGAAUCUUCAAAAGCUUUUGGAACUCUGUUCAACAAUUAGAGAUCAAAGUGCGAACUGAUAUCCGUGCAUGUGUUAGUUCUAGGCAAGGAGUCAAGAAGCCAGGCCCUAGCAUGGCUCUUUGUUCUCGGUGGAAUGUGUCGGCUAAAGUUUUUGAUAGCAUGAUAGUAGAGACUCAGGCCUUGAAAGCAGCUUACCUAGAUCUACUAAGCAAGAACAUUCUAGGCCUUCGAGCUACUUGUGAACAGCUUAAAGCCUUUUCCUGCCAAUUGAAGGCCAUAUGCGAUGUUUUAAGAAGCAGGCCCAUUCGUCACUUGGGCCUGAGCUUGAGGCGCUCCCUUAAAAUUACUUCAGGCGCUCCUAAAUUUACUUUACUCUUCUCCUCUGUCUCCUCGUUAACAGAAGAAAAAAGAGGAAGACGGCACCCAACAAGCCCUAGCCGUUUGCUACUCCGAUGGUCACCGGUAGCUGCUCCGAUCGUCGCCGGUAGCUGCUCCCUUCAUUCUCUAUUUCAGGCUCUGAUGGAGGGUGAGACUCGAGAUGUUGGUGGCUUCGAACCAGACUUUACAGAUGAAGAUUUUGCAGAGAUAAAUGCCAUAAUAAAUCUUGCAGCCACAAGUAACUUUGAAGAAAUAUCAGAGUUCUACGAAUCAAGUGAGGGCAUGAAUUAUGCUGACAAUGCUAGAGAUUCUGAGGAAGAAGGAGACUAUGUGUGGGCAUUGGAAAGAUUCAAAGCAAUUUUAGGCCCUGACCAACAACCUUCUGUGAUUUUAUCGGAUAGGGAAUUAGCAUUGAUGAAUGCCAUUGAAGUUGUUUUUCCGAGAACAGCAAACAUCUUAUGUGUGUGGCACAUUGAGAAAAAUGUUCUCUCAAAAUGUAAGCCUAAAUUUGAAAGAGAACAAGAUUGGGAGACUUUUUUAUCGGAUUGGACUAAUUUGGUUGAAUCUCCGGAUGAAAGUUGCUUUAAUGAAGCUUGGCAGCGUCUUCAAGUUGAUUACGAGGAAAAAGAAUAUGUUCAUAAUUACAUCAAGAAUACUUGGCUCCCUUUCAAAGAGAAAUUUGUGAAGGCAUGGACUGGAAAUCAUCUACACUUUGGGAAUCGUGUCACUUCUAGGGCUGAAGGUGCACAUGCAAUGCUCAAGAGAUACCUUACUGUUUCCACGGGAAAUUUCCAUGAGGUGAGAGAAAAGAUUUGUCUUGCGAUUGAGAAUCAACACAAUGAGAUUAAGACGAAGAUUGCUUCUGAAAAGCUUCGAGUUAUUCAUAAAUUUCGAAUUCCCAUGUUCAAGGAACUUGUUACUCACGUUUCUAUCUUUGCACUUAGUGAGCUUUUGAAACAAUAUGAGUUGUCGACAUCUUCUUUAUUGGAUCCUUGUAGAAGUCAAUUUUCAAACACAAUGGGUCUACCUUGUGCACACUUUAUGCAAAACAUGAGAGGUGAACCCUUGCUACUUAGCGAUAUCCAUCCACAAUGGAGAAUUGAUAUAAGGUCACUCAAUAUGGACGGUGGAGUGAAUACAAAUGGAAGUGACAUUGAAAGUCUUCUCAAGAAAUUUCAUGAUAAAUACAAGUGUAUGCCUCUUGGUCAAAGAGAAGAUAGCCACAAGCAAAUUGCUCAACUUAUCGAUGCCGAAAUUCCAUUGACUCUUGAGCCAACCAUUCAACCUCACAAAGGCCGACCAUCAGGUUCCAAAAAAAGAAAGGGAGAUAGCUCUACCACCCGCGAUCCUUCAGCUUUUGAGAUUGUGGAAAAGACACGAAAAUGUAGUGUUUGUCACCACGUUGGACAUAAUAGAAGCACUUGCCAACGAUGUAAGAUAUUUUUGUAGUAACAAUUUUUUCUCACUGUACAUUUAUGGUUCCAACUACUCUUUUUUAUCG